GGCGAAUUGUCAGAGAUGUUGUUGUUUAUAGAAACAGGAAGGACAGUUCUCAGAGUUCAACACACAAACAUGGAGGUUUGGCGGAUGAAUCGUGGGAAGGAAGUGGUGCCACUAAGGAAGCGAGUUCGCCAGAGAGUAGGUCCGUGAACUCCAGUGACACCGAAGAUCCGUAUCCUUCGGACGAACACUUCAGCUAUUCGGAUGACCUUGAGUCGAUCAGUAUUCGUAGUGAGAGUGUGGCCAGCGGAAGCGAGGUGAUCGGUGAAGUUUCCCAUGCAAACACUUCAAGUUACGAGCAGGAAACUGAUCUCAAGAGUCUCGCUUUGCGAUACGAACAGUUAGAGCACCAAACCUCCGAGGACAGAGCUAUUAAGACUCGCCAAGCUAACAGUGGCGUCAGUGACGCAGAUCACGACCCGGGGAGUGAUACUGAGGUCAAGGACGGACGAACAAGAAAAAGAAAGUCCCGCGAGUCAAAGAAACUGCUUCGCGAGGCCAGUGCCGACAGAAUGCGAUGGAUCAAAGAAGCCGC
This is a messenger RNA of Lymnaea stagnalis (great pond snail), 532 nucleotides long. The record is from the annotation of a GenBank genome assembly. Lineage: Eukaryota; Metazoa; Mollusca; Gastropoda; Lymnaeidae.